Molecule: messenger RNA, 3652 nt
Organism: Abrus precatorius (Indian licorice)
Lineage: Eukaryota; Viridiplantae; Streptophyta; Magnoliopsida; Fabales; Fabaceae
Product: probable LRR receptor-like serine/threonine-protein kinase At1g74360
Exons: 2
Coding region: 163-3435 (1090 amino acids)
Biological process (GO): protein phosphorylation
Molecular function (GO): protein binding; protein kinase activity; ATP binding
Source: RefSeq, a predicted model, not a curated record
ACGCAACCCAAUGGAUUCAACUUCAACUUCAAAUUCUUCAUGUUUUUGAGUCACACUUAUUUUAUUCUGGGAUUCAUCAGCAUUUGAGUUCUGCUCAAUAAUAAAGAAAAACAAGAGGAGGAGCAACAAAAGAAAAAAAAAAUAGUCCUAUUUGCAACAUAAAUGUCAGAGCAGGAAACACAUUCCUGUGGCUUACUAUUACUCUUUUUCUUGAUCCUUCUUUCAGGUAAAGUUGUUGUAGGUGACUCUUUGGACACAGAUAAAGAGGUUCUGCUGAAGCUGAAAGGGUACCUGGACAACAAAACCUUUGCAGACACAGGAUGGUACGUGUAUUGGAACAUCCAUGGCUCCACUAACCCUUGUGAAUGGAGAGGAAUCUCGUGCAGUGGCACAAGGAGGGUGGUUGGCAUAGACCUCUCUAACAGUGACAUCACGGGUGAGAUAUUCAAGAACUUCUCGCAGCUCACUGAGCUCACAUACCUUGAUCUCUCUCAGAACACACUCUUUGGUGAGAUUCCUGAGGAAUUGAGGAACUGCCACAAGCUGGUGCAUCUCAAUCUCUCCCACAAUAUUCUUUCUGGUGUGCUGAAUUUGACUGGAUUGAGAAGCUUGCAAACGCUGGACUUGUCAAAUAACAGAUUUUAUGGGGAGAUUGGGUUGAAUUUCCCUGCCAUUUGUGACAAUUUGGUCACUUUGAAUAUCUCAGGCAAUAACUUAACUGGCAGGAUUGAUAACUGCUUUGAUCAAUGUCUCAAGUUGCAGUACUUGGAUUUGAGUACCAACAAGCUCAGUGGGAGUAUGUGGAUGGAAUUUGCAAGGCUCAGAGAGUUUUCUGUUGCGGAGAAUCAUCUCACUGGGACCAUUCCUUUGGAAGCUUUUCCCGGGAAUUGUAGUCUUGAAGAACUAGACCUUUCACAAAAUGGAUUUGUUGGUGAGGCACCUAAGGGGGUUUCUAAUUGCAAGAAUUUAAGUAGUCUGAAUCUUUCUAGUAACAACUUUACUGGGGUUAUUCCAGUUGAAAUAGGAUCCAUUUUAGGCCUCAAAGCAUUGUACUUGGGGAACAACAGCUUUUCAAGAGAGAUUCCUGAGGCCCUUCUGAACUUGACCAAUUUGGUUUUCUUGGAUUUGAGCAGAAACCGGUUUGGUGGGGAAGUACAAAAGAUAUUUGGGAAAUUUAAGCAAGUGAGUUUUCUUCUGUUGCACUCAAAUCAUUACAAUCGAGGAUUGAGUUCCUCAGGAAUUCUUACAUUGCCCAACAUUUGGCGGUUAGACCUUAGCUACAAUAACUUUUCAGGUCCAUUACCAGUUGAAAUCUCUCAAAUGUCAAGCCUUAAGUUUCUCAUGUUAUCCUACAACCAAUUCAAUGGAUCCAUUCCACCCGAAUUCGGAAACAUGACUCACCUACAAGCACUGGACCUUGCCUUUAACAAUUUGAGUGGGCCAAUACCACCAAGCCUUGGAAACUUGAGUUCCCUAUUAUGGUUGAUGCUCGCAGACAAUUAUUUAACAGGAGAAAUCCCUCCAGAGCUGGGAAACUGCACAAGUUUGUUAUGGUUAAACCUUGCCAACAAUAAGAUCUCUGGAACCUUGCCUUCUGAACUGUCCAAAAUUGGAAGGAAUGCCAUGACCACAUUUGAAUCAAAUAGGCAAAACUAUAGAAUGAUUGCUGGCUCUGGUGAAUGUUUAGCAAUGAAGAGAUGGAUUCCUGCAGAUUACCCUCCAUUCAGCUUUGUGUAUAGCAUCUUAACAAGGAAAAAUUGUAGAGGCCUUUGGGACAGAUUGCUCAAAGGGUAUGGUAUUUUCCCAUUUUGUACGCCUGGUUCUUCCCUUCGCACACCCCAGAUAUCUGGUUAUAUUCAGAUAAGUUCAAACCAGCUCAAUGGGGAAAUCCCUUCAGAGAUUGGGACAAUGGUGAACUUCAGCAUGUUGCAUUUGGGUUUCAACAACUUCUCUGGCAAAUUCCCACCAGAGAUGGGAAGCAUUCCGCUUGUGGUCUUGAACAUGACAGGAAACAAGUUUUCAGGUGAAAUUCCUCAGGAAAUUGGUAACAUGAAAUGCUUGAUGAACCUGGACUUGUCUUACAACAAUUUCUCUGGGACGUUUCCCAUUAGUUUGAACAACUUGGCAGAGCUUAACAAGUUCAACAUCUCAUAUAACCCCUUAAUAUCCGGUGUAAUCCCAUCAACCGGACAAUUUGUUACUUUUGAGAAAGAUUCAUAUUUAGGAGACCCACUCUUGAUCCUUCCCAAGUUCAUUGAUAACACUACCAACGGUAAAAACGUAACCUUUGAGAAAGACCAUCAAAAGGCCACAAAAUUAUCUGUGUUUUUGGUGUUUCUAGUUAUAACACUGGUUUUCAUGGUAUUUGGGCUUCUCUCUAUCAUAGUCUGUGUAUUGGUGAAAAGCCCAUCAGAAGAACCGCGAUACCUCUUGAGGGAUACAAAAGAGUGGAAUGAUUCCAGCAGCUCCGGAUCCUCACCUUGGUUGUCUGAUACAAUUAAGGUUAUCCGUUUGAACAAGACAGCUUUCACACAUGCUGACAUUUUGAGAGCAACUAGCAGCUUCUCAGAGGACAGAAUUAUAGGAAAAGGUGGGUUUGGAACAGUGUACAAGGGUGUGUUUUCAGAUGGCAGACAGGUAGCAGUGAAGAAGCUCCAAAGGGAAGGACUUGAGGGUGAAAAGGAAUUCAAGGCUGAAAUGGAGGUUCUGAGUGGUCAUGGGUUUGGUUGGCCUCAUCCAAACCUGGUCACACUCUAUGGUUGGUGCCUAAAUGGUUCAGAGAAGAUACUGAUUUAUGAGUACAUAGAAGGUGGAAGCUUGGAGGAUCUAGUGACUGAUAGAACACGUUUGACGUGGAGAAGGAGGUUAGAAGUGGCAAUUGAUGUGGCACGUGCAUUGGUGUAUUUACACCACGAGUGCUACCCUCCUAUAGUGCAUAGAGAUGUGAAGGCUAGUAAUGUGCUGCUAGACAAGGAUGGGAAGGCCAAGGUUACAGAUUUUGGGCUUGCAAGAGUGGUUGAUGUUGGUGAUAGCCAUGUGAGUACUAUGGUGGCUGGUACAGUGGGCUAUGUUGCACCUGAAUAUGGACACACAUGGCAAGCUACUACAAAAGGAGAUGUGUAUAGUUUUGGGGUAUUGGUUAUGGAGUUGGCUACAGGGAGAAGAGCAGUGGAUGGAGGGGAAGAGUGUUUGGUGGAAUGGGCUAGGCGUGUUAUGGGUUAUGGAAGACAUCAUGGGUUGAGCCGUUCUGUGCCAGUUUUGCUAUUGGGUUCUGGGCUAGUUGGUGGGGCAGAGGAGAUGGGUGAAUUGCUAAGGAUUGGGGUGAAGUGCACUGCUGAGGCACCUCAAGCUAGGCCUAACAUGAAGGAGGUUCUUGCUAUGCUCAUUAAGAUAUACAAUCCCAAGGGAGACUCCAGUUAUGUACACUUUGUUUAGUCUUUUUUGUUAAGGGGAUUAAUGGAUUAGAGAAAAAAAACAUGUGCAUAGUUUAAUCUGUAACAUAGUUUACAUACCAUCAAUGUCAUGCACACAGUUUAUUUCAUUCUUCUAUUGUAUACAGAAACUUCAUUAUGUCAAGGAAGUUGCCAAUUUUGUUGUGCUACCCUUAUUUCUGUAGUCAAUUUAAGUUUAGUAAUAAAAUCAUGAUUUAAUC